AUGAUGUCAUCAUAUUUAGUUACGAUUCCAAAAGCUGAACUUAAGUUAAAAACGAUAAAAGAUUUUAUUACCGGUAUAUUUAUUGAUAAUUCUGGUUCAACAUCUUAUCAAUUGGCAUCUGUAGGAAAAGAUGUUUUACAAGCUGAAUUAAGUAUUUGUCAAGCUACUCAAUUUGAUUAUGUUGUUCUGUGGAAUACAUCAGCUAAAUUAUGUACAAAUAUUGAAACAGCAACACCAGCCGGUGGUACAAACCCAACAUGUAUAUUUCAAAAUGAAUCAACGAAAAACGCAUUCAAUAAAUCUGAUGUUAUUGUUUUUGUUACCGAUGGAGAAAUCGGUAAUAGUAGUGUAACACAGUUUGCAACAUAUACAAAAGAGAAUUUAAACAAAGCAUUAGUUAUUUGUAUAAUUGUUCAUAACAGAUUAUCAACACCAUCGGGAAUCAAUGUUUCAGUUGUUGCACCAUUAAUGAUGGCAUCAAAUGUUUUAUGUCUUUUCUAUGAUGGUAAAAUAUUUUAUAUUCUUUCAUCAAAAGGUUAUAUUAGUCAAUUUUAUAAAUCAUCUAAUGAUUUAACUGAUUAUGAAAAGUUAAAUAAAUUAAAUAUAAAUGAAUUAUUUAAUGAAAUAAAAAUUUAUGAAGAUGCAAAAAUUCCUGAUGGGUGUAUUCCAAUACGUGAUAAUACACAAGAGCUUAUUGCAAUUGAUUACAAUAAAUUUUUAAAUAUAAAAGAUAUAAAUUUAGUAUUAAAUUUAAAUGAAAGUGAUUGGAAAACAUUAAUUCAAUUUGCAAAAAUUAGUAAUAAAUUACAUGAAUUACGAGUAUUUGUUUCUCAUAUGAAAAAUAAAUCAAUACAAAUUGAGAAAGAAAAAUUAAAAUCGAAUUAUGAUUUGAAAUAUUUAAAACAACGUGAUGAAAUUGUUUCUCAUAUUGUUAAAUUAAAAUUACAUGAAAAUGAAAAUGAAAAUUCAUUUGAAUUGAAUCAGCUUCGUCAACAACUUCAUGAAAUAUCAGAUAAAGCUAAAAUUGAAGAAGUUGAAUAUCUUAAUUAUACAAAUACAAAUCUUAAUCAGAUUCGUCAAUAUUGGAAUAAUAUACAAAAUUUAAUUCAUGAACAAGAAACAGGUUCUUAUUCAAUUAAUGAUUUUACAUUUUCUUCAAAUCGUGCUAAUCGAGCAAAAGUAUUAACAACAAAUGAUGAUGAAUAUUCUGAUACAAUUGAUAUUUUAGAUCAUACAAAUGUUCCAUUAUUAAAAUGUGCUAUUUGUAUGGAACAAGGACCAUUUGUUCUUUGGUUAAAACUACCAAUCGAUUUCGAAGAUACAACGAAUGACUUUAUCAUUAAUUUUUCAUUAGAAGGAAAUAAAAACUUAAUCAAUUGUAUCGUUUCAAAUCCAGUUUGUGGUUAUUGUGCUAAAUCUUAUAUCAAUGCAACACUAAACAAUUCAAAUCAAUUAAUAACUCUUUAUCGAGCACCAUGUGCUGGUUUCAUUCCAUUAAAUCGGNUUAAUUGCCACAUAUCUUCACCUGAACGAUCUUGGUAA
This is a messenger RNA of Rotaria sp. Silwood2, 1542 nucleotides long. Lineage: Eukaryota; Metazoa; Rotifera; Eurotatoria; Philodinida; Philodinidae. The record is from the annotation of a GenBank genome assembly.